Molecule: messenger RNA, 2661 nt
Organism: Bradysia coprophila
Lineage: Eukaryota; Metazoa; Arthropoda; Insecta; Diptera; Sciaridae
Source: RefSeq, a predicted model, not a curated record
AUGAAUGAUUUGGAAGCGAUUUGCGUACGAAUCUCUUUGGCUACAGGCAGCUUGUUCCUAUACGCAUUAUACAUUCAACCGACUGCUGACAUCUCUAUUUAUAGAUCGCAUGUUGCUGCCAUAAAUGCAGUAAGGCGACACAUAACAAGCUCAGAUACGUUCCAAGUUUUGGGUGACUUCAAUCUGUAUAAUGUUGAAUGGCAUGAAAACGACGAUGGAUUCGACUACAUUCCAGUCGUUGGUGAAUCUAUGUGUGCCAGAUCAAUUAUCGCUCGAGAAGUUUCGUCAACGAUGUCCGACCAAGGACUAUUUCAAAUGUCAUCAUUCGCUAAUGUCAGCGGCAACAUUCUUGACCUCAUAUACACCGACGCUCCCGAAUUGUGUGUGAUCAACCAAGCCGAAUUCAGAAUGCUUCCUGCCUCGAUGAGCGACGUUGAUCACAUUCCCCUCUCGUGUAUGAUUGAAUGCUGUCCCAUUGUUGAUCCAACUGCCUCCGAUGAGUCAGAUUCGGUGUUCUGUUUCAAGAAAGCGGACUAUGAUGCAAUAAACGCACAUUUAUCAGAUGCUGUUAUACUCCAAGACUGUGCUCCGAACGUAAACGAGUCGGUAACCACUUUGUAUGCGAACAUCUAUGACACCUUCGAUAAGUUUGUUCCCCGUGCCACGAUCCGCUCAUCCAGCAAUCCGAAAUGGUACACCAAGCAGCUGCUACAUCUGAAAAAUGUUCGUAAUAAACAAUUCAAGAAACUAAGUGCAGAACGUAAACAUCAGCUAUCGAGUGGCAUCUCAACAGUCCUAGACGAUCGUGAAUUCCUACAAGCGAAGGAUGACUACGAAGCGCUCAGAACAGAACUGCACAGUAAUUUCAUACGUGAAAAAUCCCACUGCAUUAAAACAGACCCAAAAUCGUUCUGGCGUCAUAUCAAUUCCAAACGUAAAUCGAACAGUCUACCAGCUAUCGUUGAACUGAACGGUAAAAAAGCAACUACGAAUGCCGAAAAAUCACAUAUAUUCGCCGAAUACUUCCAGAGUGUUUACGUUGAGCACCCGAAUGAUCCAUCGAUACUUGAUUUCAUCAAUGCACGAAAUGACAACAACUGUCACGACAUCGCGUCAACGCAAGAACUUGUGAAAUUUGUACUUAGUGGACUGGAUGUGAACAAAGGCAGCGGACACGAUGGAGUUUCAUCGCUCUUCCUACGUAAAUGUGCAAUCAAUCUGGCUGGUCCGUUAAACAUUAUCUUCAAUCAAUCAUUAACCGAAAAGCGUUACCCCGACGCAUUCAAAAUUGGUCAACUGACUCCCGUCUACAAAUCAGGUCGAAAAACUGACGUUACAAACUACAGAGGAGUGAACGUGAUGCCGAAUCUUGCCAAAGUGUUCGAACGAGUAGUUUUCAUGCAGAUGAAACUAGUAAUUCCUCAUGACAUCGAAUUAUCUCAACACGCAUUCAUUCCUGGUCGAAACAUUGAAUCAAAUUUAAUGGAACUUAGUGUCGUUGCCCACGAUGCCUUCGAUCAAAACGCACAGCUCGAUACAUUCAACGUCGACAUUAGCAAAGCUUUCGACAAGGUCGCUGCGAUGAAGCUUAUCCGCAAAAUGGCUAUGUUUCCGAUAUCGAAUUCGCUUUUGCUGUGGUUCAUUUCGUACCUGACCUCCAGAGUUCAAUAUGUGCUUAUUGGGAAAGACAGAUCAAAAACAUUCAUCGUCCUCUCUGGCGUUGGCCAAGGAUCUAUUUUGGGAGUUUUCUUGUUCCUGAUGUUCUUCAAUGACUCAGACGUGCGUAUGACUGGUAUUUUCUGCCUCAAUUUCGCCGAUGACAAGAAAAUUGCUUCAAUUAUCAAGUCGGAGAAGGAUGCACUCAACCUCCAAGCUGCCAUCAAUUUGUUUUUCAAAUGGUGCAGCGACAAUGGCAUGGAAAUCAACCGAAUCAAGUCCAAAAUUAUCACAUACACAUUGAAGACCAAGCCGAUAAUUUUUGACUACACGUUGAAUGGUCAAAUUAUUCAACGAACGAACAGCAUUUUCGAUCUUGGCGUCUUGACGAACACUAGAAUGAACUUCAACUCCCAUCACGAAUAUGUGAGCAAUAAAUCCAAAUCUGUGCUGAACUUCGUGAAACGACAACGACAAUUUCUCGACGACGAUGCCACCAAAAUAGUUUACAAAGCCUUAGUACGAUCGAAUUUAGAAUUCGCUGCCUGUAUCUGGUCACCACACUUUGCAACGCAUCGGAGAACGAUAGAGAGCACACAGAAACAAUUCGUUAUGUUCCUGAAUGGUGAUCAUCUUAACAGAUCUGACAAUGACUACGUACUGAGUCCAUAUGUUGAAAGAUGUGCUGGAUUAGAUCUACAAACGUUGAUCCGGCGCAGAACGAAUGUGUGCAUACUCUUCAUCCAUUCUCUGAUCACCGGAAAGAUUAACUCACCGACACUUCGUUCACGUAUUACACUGAACUCAAGAUCAACGAGACACAAUGGUAUGAUAUUCAUUCGAGCGUGUAGGACGAGUCGAUCGUUCAACUCCCCAUUCAACAACGCCUGUCGUAUGUUCAAUGCCGUUUCGAACAUUAUCGAUCCCACAUUGCCACACAACCUCUUCCGCAAUGCCUUGUAUCGACUACCAGACUCCAACCUGACUAAUUUCUUACGAAUGUGA